This is a messenger RNA of Eruca vesicaria subsp. sativa (arugula), 471 nucleotides long. The record is from the annotation of a GenBank genome assembly. NCBI's taxonomy places the organism in Eukaryota, Viridiplantae, Streptophyta, Magnoliopsida, Brassicales, Brassicaceae.
AUGAAAACGAUGGAAAAUCCCCACCGAUCAAACAUACCGGCAAAACCGGUGUCUCCUCCACCGAAGCUGUUGUGGCAAGAUUCGCAGCACAGAGUCGCACUAAACACUGUGCUUAAGAAACAUUAUGAACUGAGGCCUAAGGCUCUUACGGUGGAUGACAAGCUGAAGGUCCUUGGAUGCAAAGAUCUUGAGAGAAGAAUUGUUGAAAGUGAAAUGGAGUUGGGACAGGCGAAGAGUCAAGGCUAUCUUAACAACCAGAAAAGUCUUUCUUCUUCUUCAGGGAAGAAGAAGAUGCUUGCUGUUAUUGGAGUUUACACAGGCUUUGGGAGUCACUUGAAACACAAUAGAUUUAGAGGUUCUUGGAUGUCACAAGAUGAUGCUUUGAAAAAGCUUGAGGAAAGAGGAGUUGUCAUACGCUUUGUGAUUGGUCGGAUGUUUUUUCCUACUCACUUUAGUCUUCAUUUCUUUUGA